CCAAUGUUGCAUUCUUUGAUCCUUCAUGCCUCAGGCAAUAACGACGCCCUGGAUGAUCGUCGCGCGUGUGGAUGCCUCAUUAUCUCACCCAUCAUGAGCCCGUCCUUUACUGGAUAAUAAUAUGGACCUUGUGACAUGAUAUACUUCAACGUCUAUUCGCAUUCGUUACUGUCUUGAAGAUUCUCUUCUGCCUGAAUUUGAGUGCGACGAAUACCGCUCGCAUCUCCACCCCUACACGCCCUCUCUGAACCGAGUAAACCAUCACACAAACCAUCAUGGCGACCAUCGAGGAACUCUCUCAAACCUCUCCCCCCGCGCUUCUCCUCCUUCCUGCACCGCCACGUCCCUCGUCACUGAUCGCCUUGGAUGCCGCCUACCGAGCACCACUCUCUGCAGUUCUUAACAAACUCAAAAGCCUGCCAACCCAAGCUACGUUGGUUAUUGCUGUCGCUUGCCCCAUUCUUGAUGGCCCAUCCCCGCGAGCCAAGUCCGUCCGCUGGACCGAGGCCCAAUCGCUACUAGCAGGUCUUUACACACUUGUCUCUGGCAUCUGCGCAAGCGAGUCUAUCGACGUUGAUGUGGGUGCUGGACCUGGGAGCGUGGAUUCCCGUAUCGUCUUGGUCGAUCAUGAGCCCUUGCGCAAAUACUGGCUUGGUCCAGAUGGCGGCUAUGAGCCUAACCGCACUGCUGUACUUGAUCUUGCUACCUUUGCCACAAAAGCCCAUCCCUGGGAGACCAUAUUCCAUCCCAGCACUGAGGCUGGCUACAAGUUGCUGUCUGAUUUCCUCAGUUUUGCAGAAAAGCAGAUCUAUACCUAUAACCAGCUUGUCGCUGUUGACGGUGGUAUCACUAUGAUCACAGAGACCGACGCUAAAACAACUGUGGACCAGCCCAACCUCGUUGGCACUGUCUGUUUAGGAGGGACUUUUGAUCAUCUCCAUCCUGGCCACAAGUUGCUUCUACAUGCGACUGCGCUGCUUCUCGCUAUCCCUGAAAAGGAUUCAGGCCAGACAUGCACCCUUAUUGUCGGCAUUUCGGGUGACGAGUUACUCGUCAACAAAAAGUAUGCCGAGGAGCUGCAGUCUUGGGAGGAGCGUGCCCAAAGUGUGCUCUCCUUCCUCUGUACCCUCCUCGAGUUCAAAACCACCAUGACGGCCCCUCCUACAAUCUCAAAGCCCGACGAGUUGACCGCCACACUGCGAAAUCGCACAGUGUUGGUGCGCUGUGUCAACAUCCACGACCCCUUUGGGCCCACCAUCACAGAGGAGGCCAUGGAUGUCAUUGUCGUGUCAGCUGAGACUAGGGGUGGCGGCAAGGCUAUCAAUGACCGGAGAACUGAAAAAGGUUGGCGGCCGUUGGAGGUCUACGAAAUCGACGUGCUGGAUGCUCGAGCGAUCACGGAAGGCCAAGGCGAGGGCGGCACGGCCAAGACCGAAGAUUUCAGUGCCAAGAUUAGCAGCUCAACUAUCAGAGAGCAGCGGGCUGCUGCGAAGAGCCAAUCGUGACGGGGCGGUUCGGACGACAGUUCGGCCGGAGGCAACGCGAGAAGAGUUAAGCAUACGUCAGAAUAAAGGAAGAUUGAUUACACGAAAAUCUGUCAGAAAGAAACGGAGGAAUAUGAUCCUACAAUUGGAUGUCCUGCAUUUACUUUCUUCGUGGAUCAAGCCAUCGAACCAAAACACUCUCUCGCAAAGGAACACAAAUGAAAUCCUUGAUCCUAGCCAUCCACCGGUCCAUUAGUUGGAACUUUUCUCAAAAUCGUCCUGAUAACCC
Messenger RNA from Ilyonectria robusta, 1773 nucleotides. RefSeq lists its product as uncharacterized. Gene Ontology annotation, molecular function: dephospho-CoA kinase activity. NCBI's taxonomy places the organism in Eukaryota, Fungi, Ascomycota, Sordariomycetes, Hypocreales, Nectriaceae. Gene Ontology annotation, biological process: coenzyme A biosynthetic process. The transcript has 3 exons. Bases 276 to 1505 code for a protein of 409 amino acids. The record is from RefSeq and is a predicted model, not a curated record.